AUGCCGUACACCGACAAGUUUGGCCAGCAGCAGUGGAAGUACCAAGAGGCCCAGAAGCACUAUUUUGCCUUCCACGCCAGUGCGUCGACGGUGUACGCUCUCGACAAGGUCAACAACUUGCACGUUGGCGCGACGGCCGAGAUCGCGUCCGGCGAAGUCAAGUGGACCGAUGUCAAGUGCCCGGGCUUCUCGCAGAUCGCGUUCAACGGCGAGCGUGUUUGCGGUAUCACGGCCGACACUAAGCAGAUCCAGUGCAGCGUCGGCUUGCUCAAGAAGCGCGUCCAGUGGGCCGACGCGCUCCCGGGCCGCUCGUGGAUCAGCCUCGCGCAGAGCAACGGUCUUCUCUACGCUGUGGACGAAGAGGGCGUGCUCUACGUCAAUGGCAUGCCCGAACCGACGCCGGCGCCGACGACCCCCGAGCCGACGACCGCGGAACCGACCCCGGAGCCGACGCCCGCGCCGACCCCCGCGCCAACGCCCGAGCCGACGAAGGAUCCGGCCCCGACGACGUGGGUCGAAGUGGCGCGUGACGGCAAGCAAGUGGCCGCCGACAACGACUACGUCUGUCUCCUCGACACGGCCAAGCAGGUGGCCUGUGCCACGGCGCCGUCGAUGACGGCCAAGUGGGUCAAGCGCGACGGCAAGUGGUCCACGAUCGCUGUCGGUGGCAACUCGCUCGUCGAGUACAGCUACACCAAGGGCAACGCCGUCAUCUCGGACAUCAAGAACAACUCCUCGGUCGACGUUUCGGUCGACUUUGGCUCGCACGUCGCGACCGAUGGCGAGACAUUCUGUGCCCGCGAGCAGAAGGACAAGAGCCAUAUCUACAUGAAGUGCCUUCCGUACACGACCAAGUUUGGGACGCAGUGGAAGUACCAGGAGGCCCAGAAGCAUUACUUGGCCUUCCACGCCGGUGCGUCGACUCUCUACGCCCUCGACGAAGUCCACAACCUCCACGUCGGCGCCACCGCCGAGAUCGCGUCGGGUGCCGUCAACUGGGCCGCUGUCAAGAGCCCGGGCUUUUCGCAUAUUGCGUUUGACGGCACGCGCGUCUGCGGUAUCACGGCCGAGUUCAAGCAGAUCCAGUGCAGCAUCAGCUCCCUCUCGGAGAACCGCAUUACGUGGUCCGAGCCGCUCGCUGGCCGCUCGUGGAUCAGCAUUGCGCUCAGCAGCGACUUGGUGUAUGCCGUCGACGAAGCGGGCUCGGUCCAACUGAUUGGCGCGCCCAAGAAAAUGUAA
Saprolegnia diclina VS20 is the source of this 1239-nucleotide messenger RNA. RefSeq lists its product as hypothetical. The record is from RefSeq and is a predicted model, not a curated record. Lineage: Eukaryota; Oomycota; Saprolegniomycetes; Saprolegniales; Saprolegniaceae. The transcript has a single exon. The coding region runs from base 1 to 1239 and encodes 412 amino acids.